AUGAACAGCACGGUUUCUGCGACGUCUGUAACGACUAGCACUGAUCAUGACAAGCAUCAAGAACUAAGCCCCACAUACAAAGUUCUACUGGCAGUCUUGAUUAUUCAGUCCGUCGUGACGUGCGUUGGAAACGCUAUGACAAUCAUUGUGGUUUACAGAGACGCCGCCUUGAGGACGUUGGGUAAUAUACACGUGGUGUCGCUAGCCUACGCCGAUUUCAUUGCAGGGCUCACGGGCUUAUUCGACGUCAUUUGGUUUAUAAAUAAAGACGUCACCACAUUCUUCUCUUACUGCAAGUUCUGCUGUUUACUUUGGUACAUCUUGUUUUUCGUCAGUUUUGCAGCAUCGCUUUUCAGCAUGUCUCUCAUAGCCCUGGACCGCUGGAUUUUUAUAGCCUAUCCUUUGAGAUAUUACAUCUGGAUAACGCCUCUUAAGACGACGUUUUUGAUUGGUUCUGCGUGGACAGCUGCCAUGUUGUUUGGAUUAUUACCUGCAGCUAUUAAUACUUUUGACACUAACAACCAGCUCAACUCUCAGUGCAGCAAGAGAACAUCUAUAUUCAACGUAAGCGAGCAGCUGAUGGUCAGAUGGCACAAGCAGAACGCAUGGUCAAACGAAGUCGUCUGGAGCAUGUUGCUGGUAACCCAGGAGACAACGUGA
This is a messenger RNA of Gigantopelta aegis, 660 nucleotides long. Its product is annotated as beta-1 adrenergic receptor-like. Bases 1 to 660 code for a protein of 219 amino acids. Gene Ontology annotation, molecular function: G protein-coupled receptor activity. Gene Ontology annotation, cellular component: membrane. Gene Ontology annotation, biological process: G protein-coupled receptor signaling pathway. The record is from RefSeq and is a predicted model, not a curated record. The transcript has 2 exons. Lineage: Eukaryota; Metazoa; Mollusca; Gastropoda; Neomphalida; Peltospiridae.